Gastrolobium bilobum is the source of this 1182-nucleotide messenger RNA. RefSeq names its product peptide methionine sulfoxide reductase A1-like. Gene Ontology annotation, cellular component: cytoplasm. The transcript is spliced from 4 exons. Bases 185 to 982 code for a protein of 265 amino acids. Gene Ontology annotation, biological process: cellular response to oxidative stress. NCBI's taxonomy places the organism in Eukaryota, Viridiplantae, Streptophyta, Magnoliopsida, Fabales, Fabaceae. Gene Ontology annotation, molecular function: peptide-methionine (S)-S-oxide reductase activity. The record is from RefSeq and is a predicted model, not a curated record.
GAGAAAGCGUCGUCGUUCACAACUAGGACAUUCUUGCACUGAACGAAACCUCAUCUUCUUUUUCACUUCUCAUCCACCAUUGAAGCCUUUACCAUCUCUGUCUCUCUCUCUCUCUCUCUCUCUCUCUCUCGUUCUCUCACUCUCGUUCUCUCACUCUUACUCUUACUUUUAAUUGGGGUUGAAGAUGAGAAUCUGUGGAGCAGCAACCUGCAGCAGCUGCACCACCACGUCCAGUUCCCUUCUAGUGUUCAUUUCUUCUUCCUUCUCCAGUCCUUCCAAGACAAAGUUCCUGCCCUCACUUUCUAGAUUUUCUGUCAAGCCUUCUUGCUUCUUUUCCCAGAGUCGUCCCCGUAUUGCUUUCAACAGGCCUUCCAUGAACUUGUUGAACAGACUCGGGUUUGGUAGCACAAGGGCACCGGAGAACAUGGAUUCGUCCAUUCCUCAGGGACCAGAUGAUGACAUACCAGCACCAGGCCAGCAGUUUGCCCAGUUUGGUGCUGGCUGCUUUUGGGGUGUUGAGUUGGCCUUCCAGAGGGUGCCUGGGGUGACCAAGACAGAGGUUGGUUACACCCAGGGGCUUUUACAUAAUCCAAGCUAUGAGGAUGUGUGUUCAGGGACAUCAAGCCACUCAGAGGUUGUAAGGAUCCAAUAUGAUCCAAAACAAUGUGGCUAUGAGAGUCUGCUUGAUGCGUUCUGGGCUAGACAUGAUCCUACCACACUGAAUCGACAGGGGAAUGAUGUGGGAACACAGUACAGAUCUGGAAUAUAUUACUACACGCCUGAACAAGAGAAGGCGGCGAGAGAGUCUUUGGAAGAACAACAGAAGCAGUUGAACAGGAAGAUUGUUACUGAGAUCCUUCCUGCCAAGAAGUUCUACCGGGCAGAGGAGUACCAUCAACAAUACCUUGAGAAAGGUGGCCGAUUUGGUUUCAAGCAAUCUGCUGUUAAAGGAUGCAAUGAUCCAAUUCGAUGCUAUGGUUAGUUGUUGAAAGUGAGUUACCAUGGAGGAUCAUUGUGACUGGUUCUUUAGAUGUUGAAUGUCAAUAGUUUUGUUAGUAAGUAUUUGUUGAUAUAUUAACAAAGCUUGUGCACACUGUAUUGGAGGUUGAAGAUGGACAUAACCAUAAACUCAGUUGUAGAGUUGUAUAUUGUCUUUUAUAUAAAUAGUUUUGUUAUGAGGUA